GCAGCUCUCGCUCGGGAAACAUCGACCUGUGGAAUUCUCGGCAUCUCGUGAAAUUAAACUUCAUAGCCUAUAGGCUACUUUAAUAUAACUAGGUUGAUGACUCUUCGCUUUUAUACCAUCCUUUUACUCUUUAAUUUUUUACCUACUGUUUAAAUUACUUUUGACAACUUUGACAUUGUGCUUAUAUGAGAAAACAGGUGUAAUUUGCUCAAAAUGUUUGAGUGUUGUCUGUCGGACGAAGACAGAGAACGCGUCAGAAUUCACAAAGCGAUUGAGAGACAACUUAACCGUGACAAAAGAGACGCGACAAAGGAGUUAAAACUUCUGCUUCUUGGAACAGGAGAAAGUGGAAAGAGUACUUUCAUCAAACAAAUGAGGAUCAUUCAUGGAGCUGGCUACUCCAACGAUGACCGAAGAGGCUUCACCAUGCUGAUCUACCAGAACAUCUUCCAGAAUAUCAAGGGUCUGAUCCAGGCCAUGGAGACCCUCAAAAUCUCAUUUGUGGAUGACAACAAUAUACAAUAUGCUCAGAUGCUCAGUGGUGUUCAGGCUGAGUCACUGACCAGUCUGGAGCCUCAGAUGGCUGCCGCCAUCAAGCGGGUGUGGGCAGAUCAGGGACUGCAGCAGUGCUACGAGCGACGAAGGGAGUUCCAGCUCUCAGACUCGGCCAAAUAUUACCUGAGUGACCUGGAUAGGAUAUCUGCCGCUGCUUACUUGCCCACGGAACAGGACAUUCUUAGGGUCAGGGUGCCAACCACGGGCAUUAUCGAGUACCCUUUUGAUCUCCAACAGGUCAUCUUCAGGAUGGUGGAUGUGGGGGGUCAGAGGUCAGAGAGGAGGAAGUGGAUCCACUGCUUUGAGAAUGUGACCUCCCUCAUCUUCCUGGUGGCACUGAGUGAAUAUGACCAGGUGUUAUACGAGAGUGACCAAGAGAACCGCAUGGUGGAGAGCAAAGCACUAUUCAAGACCAUCAUCUCCUCCAACUGGUUCACAGACUCUUCCAUCAUCCUCUUCCUCAACAAAAAAGACAUUUUACAGGAGAAAAUUUUAAAGUCACACCUGGCUGACUACUUCCCUGCAUACACUGGUCCUAAGCAUAAUGCUGACAGUGCUCAGAGGUUCAUUUUGAAGAUGUAUGAGCAGCAGGACCCAGACCGUCUGAAGUCCCUCUACUCCCAUUUCACGUGUGCCACUGACACGGAAAACAUUCGCUUUGUCUUCAGUGCCGUCAAGCAUACAAUUUUACAGAACAACCUGGAGAUGUUCAACCUUCGCUAGCCAACAAACUCCAACAGAGUGGCUACUGAUUUUAGGACAGGGUGACGCACGCACGUGUGUGUGUGUGUGUGUGUGUGGUGUGUGUGUGUGUGUGUG
Molecule: messenger RNA, 1374 nt
Organism: Alosa alosa (allis shad)
Lineage: Eukaryota; Metazoa; Chordata; Actinopteri; Clupeiformes; Clupeidae
Product: guanine nucleotide-binding protein subunit alpha-14-like
Exons: 7
Coding region: 214-1278 (354 amino acids)
Biological process (GO): action potential; phospholipase C-activating dopamine receptor signaling pathway; adenylate cyclase-modulating G protein-coupled receptor signaling pathway
Cellular component (GO): heterotrimeric G-protein complex
Molecular function (GO): GTPase activator activity; GTPase activity; guanyl nucleotide binding
Source: RefSeq, a predicted model, not a curated record